GGACGAGUGAUGGAUCCUGGUCUUCUGGCUGUAUUCUUCGUGCUCCUAUCCUCCUGAGAUGGGAUGCGGAGCAAGCAGUAAGGUGCUCCCAGAGCCUAUGGAGCCUCCCCUGAAAAAACAUCCUUACUAUGUCAAGCUGAUCCGUGCCAUGGUUCCAGUUCAGUUCUGUAAUGAGCCGGUACAAUGCAAGGCAGAAUUCUGGGGGCUGCAAGAAGAACCUAAAAGACAACCAGACGUAGAGGCAAAGAAGAUUCAAGUGGCUCGAUACCGUGCCAAGUUUGACCCCAGAGUUACAGCUAGAUAUGAUAUCAAGGCUCUUAUAGGAAGGGGAAGUUUCAGCAGGGUUGUGAGAGUUGAGCACAAAGCCACACGACAACCUUUUGCCAUAAAGAUGAUUGAAACACGAGCCAAGGAAGGGAAGGAAGUGUGCGAGUCUGAGCUCAACAUCCUCAGAAGGGUCAGUCAUCAUAACAUCAUCCAGUUGAUUGAAGUGUUUGAGGCUCAUGACCGAGUAUAUAUGGUGAUGGAACUGGCCACCGGAGGGGAGCUGUUUGACCGAAUCAUUGCUAAAGGAUCAUUCACUGAACGGGAUGCCACCAAGGUACUUCAGAUGGUUUUAGAUGGAAUAAACUAUCUCCAUGGACUGGGCAUAACGCAUAGAGAUCUAAAACCGGAAAACCUUCUCUAUUACCACCCUGGGGCAGACUCAAAGAUAUUAGUUACUGAUUUUGGUUUGGCAAACUCUGGUAAUAAAGGUGGAGACUGGUCAAUGAGGACCAUAUGCGGCACACCUGAGUACAUUGCUCCUGAGAUUAUUCUGAGAAAGCCUUACAGUAAUGCAGUGGACAUGUGGGCUCUCGGAGUCAUCACCUAUAUUUUACUUAGCGGAUCUAUGCCGUUUGAAGAUGAAAACCGUACAAGACUUUACCGGAUGAUCCUUAAAGGAAAAUACAGUUACUUAAGUGAUCCUUGGCCAAAUGUUUCCAAUCUUGCAAAGGACUUUAUAGAUCGCUUGCUCACUGUGGAUUCCACUGAUCGAUUGUCGGCAAGUGAUGCCACACAACAUCAAUGGAUCAAGUCUAUGGCUGCAUCAUCAUCCAUGAAGAACCUUCACAGGUCCAUCUCACAAAACAUGAAAAGAAGGGUCUCAUCUCGAUGCCAGAGCACCAAGUCGGAGCAGUCUCUGAAAUCUGGCCAUUCCAACAAGUCACGGCGCAUGAGAGAGAUCAUGGAACGCAAUUUGCGUUACCAGGCACAUGUUCUGGGCAAUGAUGCCUGAGACACAACAUUUUACCUCUGCAAUAAUUUUACCAUCCACUUAUUAACUCUCUGUAUGAAAAUAUAAUGCAUGUCAACCAAAGUCCCAUAAACAGUAGGUCCUGGUGUAAUUAUCACACGAUACACGUCUUCACAUCUUCUGAACCUUGUAAAUAAUAUGAUGAUCAAAUAUUAUGUACAUAGUAAUGGUCCUUUAUAUACUGUAUUGAGGGUGUCACUUUGGGUAGGAGGGGCGGUCUUUGUGAAGGAAUUUAUGUUGUAUAUUACUUCUUCAUGUUAAGUUUGUUUUUGUUAUACUAUAAUGGACUUUUUUUUAGAUCUGAUAUAUC
Molecule: messenger RNA, 1607 nt
Organism: Pseudophryne corroboree (corroboree frog)
Lineage: Eukaryota; Metazoa; Chordata; Amphibia; Anura; Myobatrachidae
Gene: PSKH2
Product: protein serine kinase H2
Exons: 3
Coding region: 59-1279 (406 amino acids)
Biological process (GO): protein phosphorylation
Molecular function (GO): ATP binding; protein kinase activity
Source: RefSeq, a predicted model, not a curated record